GUCAAAAGUCGAUCCACGAUUAAGACAGAAGCAAACCAGCUACCAAACACGACGCUGGAGAUUUGAGUAUUGUUCUGCAACUGAGCCCGUUCGCCUCCCUCAAGCUUCAAGCUCCGGCGAGAGAAAUGCUGCAGUUUCCGGCUUUCAUGACCCAGUACCCCUGGUCUACAAGGACAAUUCCGACGUCGUUUUUACUGCCAUCCCAGUGGCCCCAACCCCAAAACGAAGAGCUACUGCUCGCCAUGGAAGAGUCUGAUUUUGAAGAAAAGUGCAAUGAAAUCAGGAAGACAAACAGCAACCUGGUGGUCAUUGGAAAAAUGAGCGCUGACAAUGAUAAGGAAGAUAUAGAGGCAGAAGAUGACGAUGCUGACAAUGGUGAGGAAUCUGAGGCUGAAGAAUUUGAGCAGGAAACUGCUUAAAGCUUACAAUCACUCUGCCAUCUUUAUGGCCUUUCCUGUCUUUGAGAUCCUCAAUUUGCUUCUGUAUUUACUUCAAAACAUAUAAAUUUUUUUUUUAACCGUUUCAAUCUACCACUUUAGAAAAUGA
Molecule: messenger RNA, 546 nt
Organism: Momordica charantia (bitter melon)
Lineage: Eukaryota; Viridiplantae; Streptophyta; Magnoliopsida; Cucurbitales; Cucurbitaceae
Product: transcription termination factor
Biological process (GO): regulation of mitotic cell cycle spindle assembly checkpoint
Cellular component (GO): anaphase-promoting complex
Source: RefSeq, a predicted model, not a curated record